Molecule: messenger RNA, 1933 nt
Organism: Nymphalis io (European peacock)
Lineage: Eukaryota; Metazoa; Arthropoda; Insecta; Lepidoptera; Nymphalidae
Product: protein MIS12 homolog
Exons: 1
Coding region: 66-686 (206 amino acids)
Biological process (GO): mitotic cell cycle
Cellular component (GO): chromosome, centromeric region; nucleus
Source: RefSeq, a predicted model, not a curated record
UUUAAUUUUUACUGGACGGCGGACUUUCAUCAAAAAAGUUUUUAUUUAAUAAUUGUAUAUUUAAAAUGAUAAAAACGACGCCUUGGACUGGUGGUAUCGAUGAGGAAUACGAGACGCAACAUUUUGGCUUCGGAGCCCAAAGGCUCAAAAUUUCUAUUCGCCAAAUGGUUGAACAAAAAAUUCAAACUGGCGUUAAAGAUAUGGAAUCAUAUCUUCAAGAGUCAUUGGAUUUGAACGACAAAGACAAAAUUACAUUAACUCAUUCAUGUGAUAAACUUAUUCGUUUGUACUGUGAGAGGGCUGGACCAUCUCUUGGUAUAAUUGAUGAGGAAAUUGAUAAGAUUGUUAAAAUACCUCAUAAUGUGUUGUUGCCUGAAGAUGAAGUACAAUUAGAGGAGAUAUCUGAUGAAGAUUAUGAAAAGCUACGUGAAGAAGUUGUUUCUUUAAGAAAAAGAGUCGAAAGAGGCGCUCUAAUGGAAGCAUUAUUAACUGCUGAAGAAGAGGAGCUGUCAUCAGUGGAAAAGGUUUGCGAAAUAGCUAAAAAGGAUAUGGAAGUAUUAGAUUUGUUACAGAAAAAUUUAGAAAGUAGUGACAGUGUAAAAUCUAUUCAAAGUGAAGUUCAAUUCCUUUGUGCUAGUGUGCCUUUUAUAAAUAAAAAUGAACAACUUGAUAUGUUAGAUGAAUAGCAUUAUUUAAUUAUAGUAGUAAGUCUUGAUACUAAUAAAUAAGAAAGCAGCAUUUCAUGCAUCUCGCUCUAGUUAAGAUGAAGGAUUCAAAGCUAAUUCAGUCCUUACUCCAUGGAUUAGUUUAUGUGAUGUGGGAAAAAACAGCAGCCUGUAAAUGUCCCACUGCUGUACUAAGGUUUACUCUACUUUUUGAGGAGAAGGCAUAAUUUUUUCUUCACCAUACAGCUCCAAAAAUUUCUGCAUACUGACAAUUUGCUGUUGUGCACAAAAUAAUUUGUAAAUACUAGUUCAGUUGUUAAAGUUUGGCAGAUAAUAAAAUAUGACUUAUAUUUUAUUACUUCACUUAACUCUUAUAUCCUUAAUAUAUAUCCUAGAUUUCAAUUAGAUGGCAUAUCAUUAUGAAUUUGACAAAUAGGUUGUGAAUGGUCAUCAUAAAGAUAAAAUGAUUGCCAAUGCCUGUUGCAAUGAAAUUAAAAUGAAAGCAUGUAAAGCUGUUCGUCCUGCACCUGAACUCUUUUGGGUCAUGUUGGAUUGCCGUCCUAAUGGAUUAUGAGAGUUAGGGAAUAGAGAGUGCACCUGUGUUUGCACACACACAUGUGUACUAAAAUAUCUCCUGGGCAGUUGGCUAAUCUCUCUUGAGUUUGGCCGCCGUGGCCAGAAUCAGUCUAGAGGACAUUAUUAUUAUAUUCUGUAUGUAGUGUAUUUUGUAAGACUAUUUUGGAUUAUUUUAUAACAUAAUGUUACAUUGAUUAAAUGUGCUUUCAUUGAAAUAUUAAUUUCAUAUCUCAUGUAAAAACAAAAUUAUAAUUAAUUAAUGUCAUGGAUAUGAAAAAAACUAUGUGUGUAAACAGUUAGUCUUUUAAUGUAAAAACACAACUUACAGAAUAUUUUUUUUCUAAAAACUAAAUUCAUACAGACAUUUUUACUGCUACAUAAGUUACCAAUAACAUUACUUAGUUAUUUGAGUAUAUAUUCAACAAGAAUUAUGAAAUAAAAUUCAAUCAAAAUUGUAGCACAACAAAUCUUUGAGUAUACACAGACAUUUAGAUAAUUGAAACUAGUUUUUGUCUUACAUAGUACAUACAUGCAAUUUUUUUCAAAUUUGAUACCAAAAUAUUGUAACAUUUUUUUAAAUUCUGCCCUCAUAGAAAAGGCUAAGGUGCAUUGUGUUUCAUCAAUUUCUAAAAUAAAUCCAUAUUUUUUUUUAUUUUGUGAGUGUAUUUUUUAUCUGCAGUGAUAAUAUUACA